Messenger RNA from Anoplopoma fimbria (sablefish), 333 nucleotides. Its product is annotated as parvalbumin beta-like. NCBI's taxonomy places the organism in Eukaryota, Metazoa, Chordata, Actinopteri, Perciformes, Anoplopomatidae. The transcript is spliced from 4 exons. Gene Ontology annotation, cellular component: nucleus; cytoplasm. The record is from RefSeq and is a predicted model, not a curated record. Gene Ontology annotation, molecular function: calcium ion binding. The coding region runs from base 1 to 333 and encodes 110 amino acids.
AUGGCCUUCGCAUCUGUAGGACUGAAGGAUGCCGAUGUCGCUAAAGCCCUGGAAGGGUGCAAAGACGCUGGCACAUUCAAGCACAAGGCAUUUUUCGCAGCAUGCGGCCUGUCUGGCAAGUCCGGCGAUGAGCUCAAGAAGGCCUUCGCCAUCAUCGACCAGGACAACAGUGGCUUCAUUGAGGAGGAGGAGCUGAAGCUGUUCCUGCAGACCUUCAAGGCAGGUGCCCGCGCGCUGUCGGACGCCGAGACCAAGGAAUUCCUGAAGGCUGGCGACUCCGACGGUGACGGCAAGAUCGGCGCUGACGAGUUCGCUGCCAUGGUGAAACAAUAA